AAUGCGUGACCCCCUCCGGGAAGGGCCGGAGAGUGCGUGUCCUGAGCCUGCGUGCAGAGCUGCUGCCCGUGGGCCCCCUCACGUAUCGUGUGGGUUACAGAAGAGCAUCGCUCAUGAGCAAAACAAAACAAAAUGUCAUCAGGCACGGUGAUGAACGCCACCACCUCUUCAGGAGGGUCGAAUGAUGUGAGUCUGGAGGAGCCAAAGAAGAUGACAAGGGAAGACUGGAGGAAAAAGAAGGAAUUAGAGGAACAAAGAAAACUAGGAAAUGCCCCUGCUGAGGUAGAUGAAGAAGGAAAGGAUAUCAAUCCUCAUAUUCCUCAGUACAUAUCCUCAGUACCAUGGUACAUAGAUCCUUCUAAAAGACCUACACUAAAGCAUCAGAGACCUCAGCCAGAGAAGCAGAAGCAGUAUAGCUCCUCGGGAGAUUGGUACAAACGAGGAGUUCAAGAGCAUUCUGUAGCGAGUCGAUAUCGUAAAGGAGCUUGUGAGAACUGUGGUGCAUUGACACACAAGAAGAAGGACUGCAUGGAGAGACCCAGGAAAGUUGGAGCAAAAUACACAGGCAUGAAUAUUGCACCAGAUGAACACGUGCAGCCUCAACUGAUGUUCGAUUAUGAUGGAAAGCGAGAUCGUUGGAAUGGUUAUAACCCAGAGGAGCACAUGAAAAUUGUGGAGGAAUAUUCCAAGGUUGAUUUGGCCAAACGUACACUGAAAGCUCAGAAGCUUCAGGAGGAGUUAGCAUCAGGAAAGCUGGAGCAAGUGAACUCUCCAAGACACCAGUGGGGAGAAGAGGAACCAAAUUCACAGACAGAAAGGGACCAUAACAGUGAAGAUGAAGAUGAAGAUAAAUACGCAGAUGACAUUGAUAUGCCUGGGCAGAACUUUGACUCUAAAAGACGAAUCACAGUUCGAAAUCUACGUAUUCGGGAAGAUAUUGCAAAAUACUUGAGGAAUCUUGAUCCAAACUCUGCAUACUAUGAUCCCAAAACAAGAGCAAUGAGGGAGAACCCCUAUGCCAACACAGGCAAGAAUCCAGAUGAAGUUGGUUAUGCCGGUGACAACUUUGUUCGCUACACCGGAGAUACCAUUUCAAUGGCACAGACUCAGUUGUUCGCCUGGGAGGCUUAUGACAAAGGCUCUGAAGUUCACCUUCAAGCAGACCCUACAAAAUUAGAGCUACUUUAUAAGUCCUUCAAAGUGAAAAAAGAAGAUUUCAAGGCACAGCAGAAAGAAAGCAUCCUAGAGAAGUAUGGAGGACAAGAACAUCUAGAUGCUCCACCAGCUGAACUGCUGUUAGCUCAAACAGAAGAUUAUGUGGAGUACUCAAGGCAUGGAACAGUCAUCAAAGGACAAGAGAAAGCUAUUGCAUGCUCUAAAUAUGAAGAGGAUGUGAAGAUCAACAACCAUACAUGCAUUUGGGGUUCAUACUGGAAAGAAGGAAAGUGGGGUUACAAAUGCUGCCACUCAUUUGUCAAAUACUCAUACUGCACGGGAGAGGCUGGGAAAGAAAUUGCUAAUGCUGAAGCAAGCUUACUGGAAGAGCAACCUGGGGAAGAAGAACACAUGACAAAACCCAAAACACUCAUGGAGAUCCACCAAGAGAAACAGAAAGAGAAGAAAAAGAAGAAGCACAAGAAGAGCUCAAAUUCAGAUAGCGAGGGUGAAGAGAAAAAGAAGCAAGAAAAACUUAAAAAGGCAUUAAAUGCAGAAGAAGCUCGUCUUCUCCAUGUUAAGGAAAUCAUGCAGUUAGAUGAGAGGAAGAGACCAUACAACAGCAUAUAUGAAACCAAGGAGCCGUCAGAAGAGGAAAUGGAAGCCUAUAGAAUGAAACGUCAGAGACCUGAUGAUCCCAUGGCCUCUUUCCUUGGACAGUAGCCACACUCCAAAUCGUUCCAAUACACAAGACUCUUUUUUUCAUACUUGUUUACAACUCUCUAGACACUUGUUUAUCUUCCACAAACCUAGUAAGUGCCAGAAAUGGCAAAAGACCUUUUUUUUUUACCAAAGAAGUUGGUGAACAUUUCUUUCACACCAGACAUAAGCAAUCCAGUACCUACAGCAAUUUGAGAUGUGUGUGCAUGUGUACAUACAUAGUCACACUUACAUAUACACAUAUAAAAAUUAUAUGUGUCUAUAUAAAAUACACUUACUCUGUAAAUUCUUUAUUGGCUGAGAAAAAGAAACCUGAUACUGGCCAACACAUUCAUAAAGCCAUGAUACAUUCAGUAAAACAGAUCACUUUGCUUAACAGCUGUCAAUGUAAAGCAAAUGAUGUUGAAAUCAAGAUUGAAACAGCUACUGAAACCUCUUAUUUGUAAAGGAAGUUGCCUGUCACAUGGCUUUAAAAGGAGAAAUAGUUCCUUUCUUGAUCACUUUGUAAUAAGUAUUUUGGAAUGCUCUGUACAGUUUGGGUUAAAUUAAUAUAAAGAUCUAAAAUGCUGUCUAGCCUUUUUAAUGAAGAUCUUAGGAGAAGCUGUCUGUAGACAUUUGAAAUUGUGACUUAGUUUCUGCAGAUGUGUAUAAAUGUAAAUUGCAAAGGUCUGAGCUCUGUGUUUUUCUGUUUCCUAACAGUAUUCAUCUUACCCUUACAACUUCCAGAGUCCUGUUACAUGGUGUAAUGCCAAGUGAGGGGCUCUAAUAAUGUGUCAUAAUGUGAAACGGCAUCUGCUUUGUGUUUGGCAAUAUUAGUCCUGGGAGUUUUCCCCUUUAACCAGUAAAAGUUGAAGAAAUGGGUGAAAAACUUCACAGCAUGACUUUAGAGUUGUAAGGUGUGAGAACUUAUUUCCGUUAUGGCUUAAACUCUCUUACUAAAUAUGGCUUUUAUAACCACACUUAAUGCAGUUACAUUAAUGGCAGGACAAGGAAGGAUCUAUAAUCCUGGCUCUUCUCUGAUUACAGUUUCUACCUUGUAGACAACGAAGGAAGUUAAAAUUACUGGAGGAGAAUUAAACAGUAUAUUUGUAACGUUGUUCCUGUAAUUUCCACCUGUAAAGCUGGUUUCCUGGGUUUUUUUAUUAGAUUUUCUCCAAGUCUGCUUCCCCUUUACUUCUAUCACAGAACACUAUUUCUGAAUACAGGCUUUAUUUCAUAAAACUUACAACUCUGACUGCAGACUUUUGUUUUUCUUGCUUUAAAAACUCUCCUAGCACUUGCAAGAAAAAUAUAACCAAUUAAUGAGAUCAAAGAUCUGGGGGUGGAAUUGUUAAUGUAACCAAGGCCCAGGAAGGAAAAAGUUUAAAGAGUAGAAAUCAGCUUCUGCAGGAAUUGCUUUUAUGUUUUCACAAGAUGGAUUUGGACAGUCAGAGGGGAAAGAUAUUAGGGAGAUAGGGGUUUUUUUUCCUUUUGCUAUACUAGUGACUCACAUUCUGAGUUUCCCCAUCAGCUGAUGUCUUGACCUUUCCAGGUUAUAGAUCAUUUCAAGGGAAAAACUUUUCCACAAGUGAUUACGUGCAGUAAACACAUGAUUUGGCAUGUAUAGCUAAUAAUGGAAGUUCAGCUAUGGAACUCAAUGUUAAAACUGUCCACUGAUGUUCUCACUGACAAUCAAAGAUCAUCAGUUGAAGAUACAGUGUGGUCCAGAGAUCCUACAGUAUGGCCUGAAUGCAAACUGCCCUUAGGUGAUUUUUCUGAAUUAGCUGAUUUGAACUAUAAACUUAACUCUUCUCAGGGCUGUAGCAUCUGAAGUUCUGCCCAGCAUCCCUCCACCUGUACCUAUAGCAGAGAUACUUGGCUUGGUCAGAGCCAAGUUCCAUUUGAGGAAAGAUGAGAUGCCAGAAGGGUCCAUCUUACUAGUUCCUCGAGCUAUUUUAGAUACCUUUCUAAAAGUAGCUAGAGAUGAAUGAAGAACAAAUCAUUCACCAGUCUAGGCAGCUUGUAAAGUUCAGAUUUAAACUCCUGCUUAGUGAAUGUUUCUCUUACAUUCAAGAGAAAGAUAAGGGGAAUGUUAAAGGUGCAUGUAUUUCAGAAGCCAAUAAAACACAUUCAGUGCCAUAGGGAGAAAUAGUUAUUAUGAAUAAAUGUCCUGAAUUCCACCUCGAGCGUAAUCAUGGAUGGAUUUGCUUUUCAAUACCAGAAGAGAUGACUGUAACUUACUUUCUGGCAUGCCCAGUCUUACUCUGGAAAGUGCCAGUGGGGAAUGAUGCAGAAAGGCAGCUCCAGGGGAAAAAGCAAUUAGCAGUGUUUUAUUCAAAAUACAGUUUCUCAAGCUUGUGAAUGAUGCAGAGUAGAUCUCAUCUGGAUCAAUCUCAACAGUUAAAGGACAAAUAAAGCUUAAAGCAUCUUGUCCUGUUUAUAUCAUAAAGGUUAGAUGUUAAAGAACAUUGUGGAUGUGAUCACGAGGACUCAUUUUCCUCCAUCUGCUUUGCCUUGGGUUUGGCAUGCAAUAUGACUGUGCAUAUCCAAAGAGCUCUUCCUACUGCACAACAAGAAUUUUUUUUUCCUUUCUAAAAUGACUUUGAAACAAAUUUGCAGGCUAGCUUGGACAAAAAACAAAAGAACACAAGCAGAGGCAACUGAAGCUGAGAACAGAUUCUCACACGCACAGACAGAAGCCAGGUGAGAGGAAGUGCCCUCACCUGGUAACACACACUAGCCAAGCGUUCAAAUCAUCACCCAAGACAGACCCUCCCAGCACAGCCAAGGUAGCUCUCUCUGAAUCUUGCCCUUGGCAAAGCUCAAAACCUAUUUUCCCAAGUGCCUUUUCAACAAUUGUUUCAAUUGCCUCAUUUUUCAUCCUGUGGAGUUCCUGCUGGCUGAGGCAUGUUCAGUCUGCAAACUGAACUAACCAGCUGAUCUGAAGACGUGUACAUCUUUAAAACAGAGAUUAAAACAUUCUCCUUUGUUGAAA
Molecule: messenger RNA, 4849 nt
Organism: Colius striatus (speckled mousebird)
Lineage: Eukaryota; Metazoa; Chordata; Aves; Coliiformes; Coliidae
Gene: SLU7
Product: SLU7 homolog, splicing factor
Exons: 16
Coding region: 133-1878 (581 amino acids)
Biological process (GO): mRNA splicing, via spliceosome
Cellular component (GO): spliceosomal complex
Molecular function (GO): pre-mRNA 3'-splice site binding
Source: RefSeq, a predicted model, not a curated record